Colletotrichum aenigma is the source of this 882-nucleotide messenger RNA. RefSeq lists its product as uncharacterized. Lineage: Eukaryota; Fungi; Ascomycota; Sordariomycetes; Glomerellales; Glomerellaceae. The record is from RefSeq and is a predicted model, not a curated record. The transcript has 3 exons. Bases 1 to 882 code for a protein of 293 amino acids.
AUGGCCAAGGGAGAGGAGCGCCGUCUGACCGACGUGUCAAUCUCGUGGGCCGACGCUUCUGGCCAGCACCUCCGACUUGAGCCGUCCAAGGACGUCAAGAUUACACUCCUCCUACGAGAGGACCCCAAGACAUGGGGUUGGAUCCAGGUCACAUUCCCAAGCACCGACAUUGCCCAUGUCAGACGGAAAUCCAAGAGCGCCAAGCCCCGCCUCCUCCCCGCGCCUGGCCGCAAUACCUUCAUUGACUUGCUUCCUCCGAACGUUGACGUGUUCGCCACCACCUUUAAGCCCCGCGACGAGCCUGAUUCUGUUCUCGUCGUCGAUGUGACCCUGGAAGACCCCGAUGUGGUCUGGAUCAGAGCUCGAGAUGCCGGCUCGGUUGCCCUCAACGAUGCGCAGAUGGAAGCUGUUCACCUCUUGAAGUUAUUCCCUUCAAUCGACAGCACCUCUACGUUGAACAAGCCUAGGGGCCAGCCCCUUACAUUCCCCGAGACUUCCCGAUUCAGGAUUUCCGUUCCUUCCGACAAGAAGGUCAAGAAGCAAGACUGGGACUGGGACAAAUACUUUGCCGAUGACACAGCUAGAACGGCGUACAAUUACGGCUUCGUUGUCGACAAGCGCCGCCGCGCUGGAUUGAGGAAGCCUCGUCGAGAGGCUGAUUGGAGGAAUUAUCACAUCAGAGGACAGUCUCCGCGGCAGUCUGUUCAAUCCAGGCUUCCAUUCAGCGUCAAGAAAAGUGGCAAAGAUAUCGAAAUGGCUGGUCUCGCUGCUCCCGCUGCUCCGAAGAAGAAUAAUCUCGCAGACAAAACUGUCCGUCUGAGUGUCCCCGACGUCAUGGAGAAUGAAGGGGAGAAAGAAGUCAACAACGAACAUGACGUCUAG